GUACCGGUCACAUAAUAACCGUUUACAAAACGGGCCACAUUUAAUUCGUACUCAGGAUAAAAAAAUAUUUUUAUAAAAUCUAUAUUUCUUUUAAUCAAGAUGUUGCUUGUGGUUUGAGAAUAAUACGCCUGUUUUAGAAUUUUCUGUGUUCUUUAGUGUUGUGAGUAAUAAUUAGAGGUCGUACCGUAUAUGGAAUGCUUUAUAAUACAUUUAUUAUAGAUAAUAUGGAGUCUUUACCAAAGCAGUUUGUAGCAGCUAUGAGAACAUUGUUUGAUAUAAUGGAUGAUAAACACACGGGUUAUGUUAAACUAACAGACAUUGAAAACCGCUGGCGUGAUGAUCGCACGAAAGGACUUCCUCGAGGUGUAAUUGAAAGUUUACAAAAAGUUGCUUCUCAUGAUGGACUAUUAACAUUCGACAGGUUUUGUACGGGUUUAAAAAUUUGCCUUCUACGUAAUCAAGUCGACAAUACAACUAGUAAAGUGGAUCAGCAUGAAGCAGACAUAAAAAACUCUGAUUUAGUAAUGGCAAUAAAUACUCAAUCACAGCCUUCUUCGACAAAUUUAUUAGAAGACGAUGAGGUUAACUUACAUAGAAGUUGGAAUGUUAUGAAAAAUGCAGAGACCAUGUCACAGUAUAAAGAUUCUAACAGCAUGGUUCAAUUAUUGACACGAAAAGAAACAAUAAUACAAGACUCUAGACAUCAUGCACCCAAUGGGAAACACGAUCAUGGCUUAAGACCUUUUGGCCCUCCAAAACCUCCAAGAAUUCAAAACCAAAUUGCAGACAGAAAAGAUACAAUUAGAUCAUAUAAGUCCGAGAUAGAAAAUGAAUUUGAAACUGAACAAACAACAACAAAUAAAUUAGAUUUUGAUGAAAUAUCUCGCGCAGUUGAGGAUCAAAGUCGGGAACUGGGAGAUGGACGAUCAUCUAAUGAAACACAAAUUCAAUUGCGAAGGCCAACGCGACGUAGAGAACCGCGUCGGCACACCUUACACAAUGGUGUUGAUUACAAUCUUCUUAAACGAAUGAAACAAAUUGAACAAGAAAAGGAUAUCUUAUUACAAGGGCUAUCUGCGAUCGAAGAAGCACGGGAAUGGUAUUUUAAACAAUUGACAGAAGUUCAAGAGAAGAUGCGUUACGCUGGCAGAAUGGGUGCUUAUGUGGAGCCUUGGAGUGAAGCACACCAAGAGCGGCUGGAACUACUGCGCGCAAGGGUUUUGGAAUUAAAUCGACAAUUAGGAGCGUUAGCGGCAGGCUGGAGACACGGUCCUCUCUCUCUGCAUAUGAAUUUGGCUUUGCCAGCUUCGUCCCUCUCCGGGACUCACGUCACGUCGAAUAAUGCUGCAGUACUCAGAUCCCAAAAUCGUAUGUUAGCAGAGGAAGUGAAUAAGAAGAAUGAAAGAAUAUCAGUUUUGGAACGAGAAAAGUCUGCACUCAUUCGAGAACUUUUGCUACAAAGAAAUAGAAGUAAAAUUAUUGACAAUUUUACGUAAAACACAAUAAGAUGGAAUCAUUUAACACAGUUCAGCUCUGUUGUUAUUACAUACAAUACGAUUAUUUUCAACUUGAGAUUUAUUUUGUUAAUCAAUAAUCAAUUAUGAAGUCUUGACUUUUAAUAAUUUUUGAAUUCUCUUCAUAGCAUUUUCAAAAAUCAUUACAAUUAAAGUCAUUUCAAAAUCAAUAGUAUGCGAGGGCAUAAAUCUGCUUUCAGACUAGGCUACACUAUAGUGCCACACAGCAUAGCAGCCUAUACUUAGCCAAUAAUAUAUAGUACAGUACAGUGGGAACGUGUCCAUAACACUGUAUGGUGAGGUGUGCGAUAUUGUUGUGCUAUGAGCUUUAAACUAUAUGCGUAUACUGCAAGUCGCAAAGUUCAUAUUGACAACCCGAAGCUAGUAGCCCUAGCCCAUUGUGAUUAUUAUUAUUUAUAGUACUUCGUACAAUUAGUCGUUUUUGUGUUACUGACAUUUAGUAAUGUUUAAGUAGGUUCACACUCCACACAAUGAUGGAAAUUCAAACGAAUCAGACCUUAAUACAACACAAAAAGACCAUAGAUAAUACACUCAAAUCUCUUAUGUAAAAUAAUGUACUAAUCAAUGUUUACUUAAAAGAUCCACAGUUAAAGGUCUGUCGUAGCCAUAUAUUGUAGGUAGAAACCAGUUUGUGUAUAUUUGUAAUACAUUUGCACACCCUUUAUUUUAUGGAGGGUGACAGUCUUACGUUAAAUACACAAUUUUGUGCCCAUUGUGGAUAGUA
This is a messenger RNA of Bombyx mandarina (wild silkworm), 2259 nucleotides long. Its product is annotated as suppressor APC domain-containing protein 2. NCBI's taxonomy places the organism in Eukaryota, Metazoa, Arthropoda, Insecta, Lepidoptera, Bombycidae. The record is from RefSeq and is a predicted model, not a curated record.